This is a messenger RNA of Mobula hypostoma (lesser devil ray), 2178 nucleotides long. RefSeq names its product suppressor APC domain containing 2 (gene sapcd2). The transcript has 7 exons. Lineage: Eukaryota; Metazoa; Chordata; Chondrichthyes; Myliobatiformes; Myliobatidae. The record is from RefSeq and is a predicted model, not a curated record. Bases 590 to 1819 code for a protein of 409 amino acids.
GACAAUGGAUGCGCCCAUUCUGGGGCGCAGACCUGGGCGAUAAAUCUGGAGAUCAUGGGCUGCCCAGACAUCAAAAUCCCCCUCUUGGCCUCGCGGAUGUGGUCCAAAGGAAUGCGAAGAGCUUGAUAGUUGAGGGGUAAUAACUGUGUGGUGUGUGUGAGAUCCGUUAUGAUCUUGAUUGGAUUGGUCGAAUGACUAGCUCUGGCUCCUGCUCCUGCUUCCAUAUUGUUGUGAUAUCUUCCUAUUGUCAUUCUCUCUCCUGUCUCUUUCUCCAUCCUCCCAGUGAAGGGAUUCGAACUCGGCCACUCAGGUUGCAGGAUUUCCCCCGCAGCCAAUCAGAGGGGAAGUGCACAAGGCGGGAAAAGUUUUUUGUUACAAAGUGGAAUCUCACCGGAAAUUGUAGGUAACAAUUGGACCAGAGCAGCAGCAGGCUAACCGGGACCGGCGGAGGCGGAUCCGGACUCGGAUAACAGCUGGAGACCGGUCGGACAGAGACUGACCCGGGCCGGAGUUGAGACAGGGACAUCGGGUGGAGACAGAUCGGGGAAGGGGCGGGAUUUUCCCGGGACGGGGAGCCGGCAGCAGACUCAUGGAUCUGCCCCUCUCGGGUGCUGAGCCACAGGAGUUUCCCCGCGGAUUCCUGCACAGUCUGCGGACACUCUUCGACAUCAUGGACGACGAGCGGCGGGGAUCGGUGCACGUCCUGGAGAUCGAGUCCCGCUGGCGGCGGGGCGGGGCCGGCCAGGCUCUGCCCCCGGGUGUGCUCCAGUGCCUGCGGAGGGCGGCGCCGGCCUCCGGCUACCUGACUUUCGAGAGGUUGGUGGCCGGCCUCCGCUCGGCGCUGCUCAGCCCCGGGCCCGGCGGCGGACGCGAGUCCGGCCACAGCAGCGAGUGGAACGUCGGAAGGGGCAGCGCGGAGCAGCUUUGCCCCAGGUCGGCCGGGCAGGUCCCGAUGAUCGCCAGACCUGGGUCUGAUCACUGCGACGGUCACGGAGAGAAGCAGAAAACCCCCCUGGGGGUGAGGUCCAUGAAUGUUCCCGGGGGCUGCGUGGGCCAGGAGCUGGGGCGACACUGGGCCCCAGUGGGCGAGAAGGAGCAGCGGGCAGAGCAGAGGGAGGCGAGGCCGGCGCUGUGGCGGGACGCCUCUGAGCAGAGAGUGCUGGAGGAGCAGAGGCGCCUGAAGGCAGACAGGAAGCACAUGAACCGCUACCAGAGCGAGGCUGCCUGCAGUGGAAUAGCUUAUAGUCGGCGUCUGGGGCGUGAGCGCGGCGAGACACGGCGUCACACCAUCACCAGUGGAACAGACUACGGCGCACUGAAGUGGAUGAAGGAGCUGGAGCAGGAGAAAGACGCGCUGCUGCAGGGUCUGGAGAUGAUUGAUUGCGCCCGUGACUGGUACCUCCAUCACAUCCAGGCCAUCCAGGACCAUCAGAGGAACAUUGGCCAGUCGUCUGCUGGCAGUGCUGAAGCCGCCCGGCGGACCUCGGGGAGGCUGGACCAGCUGCUGCCCAAGCUCCAACUCGUCAGCCGCUGCCUCGCCGACCUCACCUCCUGUUCGGCCAAGCCGCUGGCGAGGUCAUCCAAUGUGGCAGAUGGCCCAGACCGAUCCAUCCCAGCCAGCGUUCCGGGACUCGGGAACAACGCGCAGGUGGUCAGCAUGCUGAAGGAGCAGAACCGGCUACUCACCAAGGAGGUGACCACCAAGAGCGAGCGUAUCACCCAGCUGGAACAGGAGAAGUCGGCCCUCAUCAAACAACUCUUCGCUGCCCGGUCGCGGGCCCCGAUGGACAACAGCCAGCUGGACUCCACCUUCAUCUAAGGUCCGACACUCCUGGCCUCCGCUCCCACCCGAUGGGGGGGGGGGGUUGGGUGGGGAGCUGGAGGCCACCCCACACUCUCCGGCACCUCCUCACUCCAAAAUCCUCGUACCGCGCCGGCACUGACCUCCCGGUGGGCCGGGUCUCGCCGGUCGACACGGAGGGAGAGCAGGCAGUGACGCUCCCUCUGUUCCUCGUUUACUCUGUGCUGGAGACUGCCACACACCCCCCCCAUUCUGUUUACAUGUCAUUACCGUAGGUACUCACUGCCAACGGCCCCCGUCGGCCGCGCUGCGCGGGCAUUGACCGCUGACCACUAGGAUGAAGCUUCUGUUUGCUUCUUUUCAAUAAUAAAACUUCU